Molecule: messenger RNA, 3067 nt
Organism: Aspergillus sclerotioniger CBS 115572
Lineage: Eukaryota; Fungi; Ascomycota; Eurotiomycetes; Eurotiales; Aspergillaceae
Exons: 7
Coding region: 424-2616 (730 amino acids)
Biological process (GO): regulation of DNA-templated transcription
Molecular function (GO): zinc ion binding; DNA-binding transcription factor activity, RNA polymerase II-specific
Source: RefSeq, a predicted model, not a curated record
CCCAAAUUCCUCUUCAUCCCACUCCCUCCUGCCUUCUGCCUCAUCGCUGCCCCAUCAUUGCGUGCCUUGUUGUGCCCCCAAUCCCCUCGCCUGCACCGAGCCCUCCUCAGAUCAUCCCGUUGACCCCUUGGUGAGUGGCUUCUGAACGGGUGGUGGGUUCUGCCGGUCGGUGUUGUGGCCAAGCUGCUAUUUUGCCAUCCGUUCUCACCCCUCGUCGCUCCCCUGUGUGCGUCACUGUCAAAGCUCCAGUUCAGUCGCGGGCUGUCCCUCUCCCCUCGUCUUGACAGCUUGAGGACGCUCUCCAAGCCCUCCUAACUCUCCUUUCAGGGUGCGGUUCUUGCCGAUCUCUCUGCCUCGUGAAGCUAAAUCCCUAUUACUCCUUGCCGAGUGCUUUCACUUGGUGCCAAACACUCUCUCACCGCAAUGGGUCGCAAACCGAAUCAACUCAUCCUCGAGUUCUUUAUUCGCGGCCAGAAACUCGAGGACGCCAGUAACCGUUACCAACACACGUGCAAGGCCUGCGGCGAAAAGUUCCCCAAGGGUCGCAUCGACAGCCUGACCAACCAUCUCGUCAAGAAGUGUCAAGCCAUUCCGCUGCGCGAUCGACAACGCGUCUUGUUGCGACUUCACGAACUCCCCGACUUGGCCGACGGGGACCAGAACAAGGAUGUCACCGGACAAAACAAGGGAAAGUCGGUCGAUCUGCCGUUCGCGACUCGUCAGAAUUUCGAUGGCCUCAAUGUCUUGGCCGAGGCGUCGAGACAAGUCGGUGCCUCCGACCAGACCAAACGGGGUCCCGCAUAUACCCAGUCCGUGACUGUCGGGGGGAAGACGGUCGUCGUCGAUCCAGCGCUCGAGGCCGAGGGCUUCCAGGGUCAUCCUACACAGCCUGAGCAGGUAGAGGAAGAUGCGAACCCCCCAGGCACUCCCCAAGGCUCCCACACCUCUUCUAUACCAUCCCUGCCCAGCUCUUCUCAAGAACCGCCGCAAGCCGCAUCUCCUCAGUUGCUCGAGGCCUCGGUGACCCCCGAUGCCACCUCCAACGCGCGCCAGUCGCAACUGUCCAUGAUCGCCGCCUCCGCGAGUGAGAUGGUACCUCAUGGUCUUCCGAUGGAUCACGAUACUGGCGCUGGCCUUGCCGACGGCCUACCCAAAAUGAGUCCCACUUGGAAUCAACAACUGUCCACUCAGGAGCAGCUCCUCUUCGACAGCCUUCAGGAGCACGACCCGACACUGACUGCUGCCACACAACGCGCGGCUUCCUUCCCCCGUCCGAUCGCGAUGAAUCCCAAUUCCCAGGCCAAGGGCUUCGUGAACGAGUUUGGCAACUCCACCAAGCCCUCCAAGCCCAAGGUGCGCGGUCGGUUCUCCGCCGCCAGACGCAGAGAGGUCCAGGAAGUGCGCAAACGGGGCGCGUGCAUUCGUUGUCGCAUGCUUAAGAAGCCUUGCUCCGGUGACAGCCCUUGCACCACCUGCGCCAGCGUUGAGAGCGCCCGCUUGUGGAAACACCCAUGCAUUCGUACUCGCAUUGCAGAAGAAUUCGAGCUCUAUAGCGCAAAUUUGCACGCUACGCUCGCCUACCACGACGUGAGCGGUAUCCGAAACCAAAUCAAAUUCGAACACUACGCUGGACGUAUUGAGGUUACUCACUUCGAGGAGAGCAUGGUCUACGUUACCUUCAGUGGGCUUCAAGGUCAUAAGGCCUCCGCGUCGACGCUUGAUCCUCAGCUCCAGGCUCUCGGAGAUGAUGCGCAGUUCCAGGGACCUCUUCAUGAGCUGUACCUGCUCGACAGUGAUGCAGAUGAUCUUCCUGGAAAGAUCGAGAUGUACAUUAAGAAGACGGCGCCAUUCUUCUAUGAGCGGGAGACGUCAGACUUCAUGAGACCUACUCUAAUGCUUGCAGCGGAGCUGAGCCAGCAGAAAAAGGAUUCAUUGCUCGAACGGGUGCUGGAACUCUGGAUUGCCACUCAUAUCCUGGCCGAUGGGGAAUUGCAGUGGAAGACGUACUGCAACCCGACUCUCCCUCCCACCUCGAUGCACUCUCUCGCGCAGCCUUCAGACGACGGACGCACGCCAAUCGAUAGUGUCACCAACAGCGAGUCCUAUGAACUCCUAUGCAGUCAGCUGCGUGCGGCCACUGAGAAACGCGCGUCCCAGUUGAGCAAGUCGGUGAUGAACGAUCUCGAGCGGCGACUGCUCCAGCGCCAGCAGAGUGGCUGGUUCGAGACCUUCUUGGUGGCGCUUAUCCUGCUGAACUGCGUGGAGAGAACGUGCUGGCUGUUCCGUUCGUGGGACGACGAGAACUUUGCGCAGCGAUGGCCCUUGGACAAGCGUCCGCCUUACUACUCCAACCAGGGCGAUCGCUUCUCCGACAUCCUACACAUGCUGCUGAAGAUGCGCAGCCUCCCACCCAAGGCCAACCCCCGACCCGAUACCGGCAUUUUGAAGGCCGUCGACGGCAGCGACGAAAACGCCGCUCGCUGGUUCGACAUGAUCAAGGUGACACCUCUCUUCCUCGAACAGCGCCAAGCUACCAUCUUUGACCCGUCCGAUUCUCGCUCUCUCGACCUCCGCUACGGAGCCAAGCUCCUGCCCCCUACCAACGUCUACACAUGAUACCGCCUUGCCGCGGUUCCUUGUUGACGAAAAGCACACGAUAUUGAUGAUGACAACAGCAAUAAACCGAAUAACCUUGACUUAAGCGGGCUUUUUCUCUGCGCUGUCGAUCUGUCUGACAAGCCUCGCUCUUGUUAGUGGUGGAACCAAGAAAGAAAGGGAUGGCAUGGAUUGGGGGAUGGAUGGAAUAUGACGCAGCGUUUUAUCUUCAAAUCACACCCUGUAGUAAUGUGGCUAAAUUCAUAUUCAUCAUUCUGCUUCUUUCUUUCUUUCUUUUCCAUCCCUUCCUUUCCUUUAUUUCAAAUGGACGGAGCACGGAAUAUGGAAAGGGGACUGGAACUGGAACUGGAACUGGAAAUGAGAAAUGAGAAAUGUACUUUACUUCGCUUCUCUGUUAGGUAGGUGGGUAGGUAGUACUAGGGGAGUUAGGAAUAGGAUUUCAACAUCUAUC